AGCUUUGGAGUAUUUUGUGUAAUUUUCAUUGGCAACACUGGUAUUGGCAAUCUACGAAUUUGUGUUUUAUGUUUUAUGAUCAUGGCUGGUUGUUGUGAAUAUAGAAGGACCUAAACAUGUCUCUGUGGGCUAAAGUGCAACAGCUCCCUUCUGGGAGUCUCCAACAAAUUUAUGGAGAUCAUUUUCCUAUUGAAGUGAGGCAUUAUCUUGCACAGUACAUCGAAGAAAAGUUUUGGUCUGACGUUGAUAUUCAACCUGAAAACCCACAACAUGAACCAUAUAUUGCAGGAUUGGUGAAUUCUUUGAUACAAGAAAUAGAAAAUAAAGCUGCAGUUGUCACUGACGCUGAAUAUUUUUUAACAAAGCUGAAGCUUGCAGAAGCAGCCAAAAUGUUUCGACAAAGAUACAGUGCCACUCCAGUGCUAUUAUUUACACAUAUUCGAACCUGUCUUGCUGCUGAGGUGAGGUUGGUUCAGGCUGCUGGAGGAGAACUCCUUACAGGUUUACCGAACGUGAUGAUAUCAAAUUCUGGUGUGGAAGUGUUGCAAAAAGUAACUGUGUUAAGGAGCAGAACACAGGGUACCGCUGAAGACUUGAGAAAGAUGGAGCAAGAGCUGGAAUCUUUUGCUCUGCAAUACCAUGAAUGCACCAAAAUUAAUGCACAUUUGCAACAGAUGUCAAGUCAACAGAAUUCCCAGGCAAAUAUUCAGAAACUUCAGAGGCAGAAAGAGCUACUGGAACAAGUAUUGAACCAGAAGAUAGCUGGGCUGAUGCAACUCAGAUUAGCACUUGGAGAAAAAUUGAAAGAGACGUAUCAGUUACUCAUGCAAUUGCAAACCCAUGUAUUGGACGAGGAAUUGAUUAAAUGGAAGAGGGAACAGCAGUUGGCGGGAAAUGGUGCCAUCUUCAAUAGUAAUUUGGAUACUAUACAGGAGUGGUGCGAGAGUUUGGCAGAACUGAUUUGGUUGAAUAGACAACAAAUCAAGGAAGUAGAGAGGCUCAAACAAAGAGUUCCGCUUGAUCCACCUGGUGUGGCUGAUGUAUUGCCACAUCUGCUUCAAGAUUUUACACAGCUGCUUUCAACAUUGGUGACUUCGACUUUCAUAAUCGAAAAACAGCCUCCCCAAGUGAUGAAGACUAACACCAGAUUCACAGCCACUGUGCGAUUACUUGUUGGGGGAAAACUAAAUGUCCAUAUGACCCCACCCCAAGUUAAAGUAACGAUAAUAUCUGAAUCGCAGGCGAAUCUGCUACUCAAAAAUGACAAGCUCGGAAAAAGCGGUGAGAGCUCUGGGGAAAUCUUGAACAACACUGGAACAAUGGAGUACCAACAGANGAAAUCUUCAUUUUCCAAUACGUAUGUUGCUUGGAAUAAAGUUGCUGAAACAUUAUCCAUAAAGUUUAGAGCUGCAACAAACAGAUGUUUGACUGAGGACAACCUGCGAUUUUUAGCAGAAAAAGCUUUCAGAGGAAAUUACAAUGAAACCAGUAACGCAAUGUUGAGUUGGGCUCAAUUUUGUAAGGAACCUUUGAGUGAAAGGAAUUUCACGUUUUGGGAAUGGUUUUAUGCAAUCAUGAAGUUGACUAGAGAACAUUUGAGGGGACCAUGGGCUGACGGGGCCAUAAUGGGCUUUGUGAGGAAGAGACAAGCUGAAGAACUAUUAUCAUCCUGUACGUGUGGGACUUUCCUUUUACGAUUCUCAGACAGCGAAUUAGGAGGAAUCACGAUUGCAUGGGUCUCCGACACUGGAGAAGUCUUCAGUCUCCAACCUUUCACUUCAAAAGAUUUCGCUAUACGAUCUUUGGCCGAUAGGGUUGCAGAUCUGAAUCAUCUGGUGUACUUGUAUCCGGAUAUUGCGAAAGAUCUUCCCUUCGGAAAAUACUAUACGCCAUAUCAAGACAAUCAACCGACAUCAAAUAACGGAUACGUGAGGCCACAUCUGGUAACGCACGUCCCUGGAUUCACUGGUCACAGUUAUCCUAAUACACCACAACAUCCGUUCAUGCAGUCUCCAGAUCCCAGUCGUGACACGCCGUCGGUAGCAAGCAGUUAUGCCGGCUCCGUGGCAACGACCGCUACCACUCAUCUGGACGGCUCCUCCGGGAUGGACUAUUUGGAUCAGCUCGAUGACGUCAACAUCGAUUUGAAUGGUCUGGUCAACUUGAACGAGCUCAUGGGCUAUAAACAGAAUCCUUUGGCACGUACCUAAUUUCAACUGGAUACCUAAAACAAGCAGCAAGAGGUUUCAGGACCACCUAUCUAACAGUAUCCGUUUAAUCCUGAUCGGGGGUUGUUGACUUUAAAUUCAAAUUAGAUUUCGACUACAACUGGACUACUUGUGAUUGAGUCUUAUCUUCUAAUCAGAAAACAUUUCCUGCUGAAAACACUAACGGGCAUGUGAGUACAAACGUGUUUUGAAGGCUGUGGCUUUCAUAGUCGAGAGUACAAUGAUACUUUAUUGUGAAGUGUUUGGAAAAACACGGAGCAUCAAUAAUUUUUAUCUUCUAGGAACCUGUUUGGAUGUGCAAUUUAUGGGUAAUUCGUGUAUAUGUUAUCGAUAGUUUGAAUAAGGUGCUUUUGAAUAUAUUUCAAGUUUUGUUGUAGUUAACUUAGUUUUUAAGCGUUUUUAACUUUUUUAAGAAUAAUUCAGUUGCGAGACUAUUUUAUUCUAAAUGUUUUACCCAUUCACAUAUUUUAUACGGAAGCGCGGAAGGUCCACAUAUUUUUAUUAUUCGUUUCUUCUAAAUUACGACUUUGAAACUCGAAAUUUUGACUUCAAUCUCGAAAUUUCGACUUUAAUCUCGAAAUAAAAGGUAAUUUUGAGUUAAAAAACGGUAUUUCGAGUUUGAAGUCGUAAUUUUGUGUUAAAAAGUCGUAAUUUUGUGUUAAAAAGUCGUAUUUUUAGUUAAAAAGUCGUUGAAAAGUCGUAAUUUUUAGUUAGAAAGUCGUAAUUUCGAGUUGAAAAUUCGUAAUUUCCAGUUUGAAAUAGAAAUUUUGAGACAAAAUUCGAAAUUUCCAGAUUAAAGUCGUAUUUUCGAGUUAAAAAGUCGUAAUUUCGAAUUUAAAAGUUAUAAUUUUCAGUCAAAAAGACGUAAUUUCAAGUUUAAAGUCGACAUUUUGAGAUUCAAAGUCGUAAUUUCCAAGAAACGAGUAAUAAAAAUUUGUGGUCCUUCUUUUCCGCCAUUUUAUAAGGGUGACCAUAUAUUUUUAGAGAGAUAUAAACCUUGUUACACUAUUUUUAAAUUAAUAGACAAUCCUAAUAUUUCGAAAGAAAUAUUGAUGUAAAUAGACUAUUCUUCAUAGAACUUCCACAGUUGUUUUUCAUCUGUAAGGGUCUGAAAAUGUUUUUAACAAUUGAAGUUUGAACAGCUGGAUAGCCAAGGAUCGAAUUAUGGAUUAGAGAACCUCCAUUAAAUUUAACUUCAAACCGUUUAUUGACUAGCAUAUGAUGUGUUGGAGCUAACAAAGAGGGUAGGGAUAUGUUUGUCAUUUGUUUCUAGUGAGUUUAUCAACGUUUCUCCCAUGUGAGUGGUUUGCAUCUUCAGGAAUUUUUGUACUCUUGAAAAAGCAACGUUUGUUUCGGUGAAACGUUGAGUCACUUGAAACCAACAGUGUUCCACAUUCCUGAAAAGGUUUUGAAAUGAUACAACUUGACAUCAAUAACAUCAUUGGUAUUUUUAUUGAUAAAUCCUAUUUUGUUUUCAAUUGAUAAUUUUGUAUCGAAUGAUUCAGUUAUUUUCUACACGAGAUCGACCUUUCGAGAUUGUUAAAAAUGCAACUGUGGGGGUUUUAAAAGAAAAAAAAAUAGUGGUAGACCAAUCAACUUCAACUGUUAUUAAAUAACAUUUAUUUUGUUUUGGCGAUUUCAAAAUUUUGAAAGUUUUGUGAACUUGCUAGUAUUUUGGCUGCUUUGCUGAGUGAUCAUAUCAACUAUUUUAUUAAUUUCAAGGUAUCCACUUGCAGUUGGAUAUAAAAACAAGUACACAUUAAUUUACAAUUCAAUUGCCAAUGUUACGGCGGCGUUUGUCGCCUUUUUUAGUCCUACAAUAAAAAUAGAUGAUAAUAAACUAUAAUUUGUUGUACAGUUCCAAAAAACCUAUUGACGAUGUUGCCCUUCAUUUGUAUUCACCAAAACUGUAAAUCUGAGUAUUUUGUUUAUUUAUUUUUUUUAGAUAUUCCACAAAAUAUCUCAUUUUACUUAAAACAACAUGCUCAGAUAUACAGUUUGGCUAUUUUUAUUGUGGCUCUGAAGCUGGCGACAAACGUCGCCGAAACGUUGGCAAUUGAAAUGUAAACUAAUGGGUACGUGUUUUUAUGUCUAACUGCCAGUUAAUAACUAGCAAUCGUACACAUCUGAACGUGAGGAAAAUUGAACUAUUUCGUUAACAUAAAUGAAUAUCUUUUCCAUUAUUUCUGGAGAAAACAUUUGAUUAUCUGUUUUUGUUGGUUCAGUUAUUGAUUGGUCUCUCUGUAUUAGUGCCUCUUUGUUGACCCACUUUUUCAUAGAUGUGAAAAUGAUUUUAUUCACACAAAUUUAGGACACGUGUUAUAUUUUUUCAAAAUGCAAUGAAACGUGUAUAGUUUCUGCUUUCCAUGUUUGUUCUGGAUAUACUUAUAUCUUGAAGGUUGUUAGCUUACUUCAAUGCUUUGGAAAUCCUGAUAUAGAGCAUCAGUACGAAAAUCUAUCAGCUCUAUCAGUGGGACGUAGCUUUUAAUUUUAUAGAAUCGUCUGAUUCUAUACUUUGUUUGUUGAUACACAGUCGAUUUGAAAAUAAUAUGAAUUCAGAAGUUUUUGAACUCCCAAGUUGAUCAUGCGAGUGCUCUACUUUUUGUUAUCAGUAAUAAUUACAGAAAGCUGUAUUAAAUAAAGGUAUUGCAGAAUU
Molecule: messenger RNA, 4884 nt
Organism: Leptinotarsa decemlineata (Colorado potato beetle)
Lineage: Eukaryota; Metazoa; Arthropoda; Insecta; Coleoptera; Chrysomelidae
Gene: Stat92E
Product: Signal transducer and transcription activator Stat92E
Biological process (GO): regulation of DNA-templated transcription; signal transduction
Molecular function (GO): DNA binding; DNA-binding transcription factor activity
Source: RefSeq, a predicted model, not a curated record